GUCCCCCGCAUCUGCUGUAACAAUACUCGUUCAACCAUGCCUGGAUGGCUUCAAACAGUUCUCGAAGGUCCUUUUGCCGAUGAAUCAUCGAAGAAUGGACCUGCCGUCGAAGAAACUGCCCAUAACCUUGCUGAAGACUUCCCAGUCAGCGACCGUCGUAACUCUCGUAACGAUGACUGCACAACUGCGGCAAGUUUGGAUCGCAGGCAAGUGACAGGUACACCCAGUCUGAGUCUGGGUAUGGGUUCAGAUUGCCAGAAACUUAGGUACAUGGCCUCGGAAGCGUAUAGGCUCUGCCCAGCCAACAAAAUCCUGCGCCAGAUAUUUCUGAUGUGGCCUCUUUUAGACGAAGCCAUUCAACUCGUCAAAGAGGGUAUCACGGCCCCAGCCACGUACCUCGAAAUCACCAAGUUUCUGCUCGACCGCGGCUUAUGUCUUGACAGCAGGAUCAAGAUACCGUUUAUUAUAGAGCCAUGCGAUUGGUUUCCUUUGAGGGACCAUCAGAUGGCUAUCGUCGUCAUUAUGCAUCCUAGCCCUACGAAUCCAACAAUCGAGUGUCGGUACCCCUUUACGGCCUCCAGUCAAUCGUCAGCUGAUCAGGCUGGCGACUUCCAUUUCGUUCGACCGGGUGGUGCAUUCCGAAUGGACCCGGCAACGACCAAGGUACUUGUUCUGGUGCAUCGGGUCGGGCAAGCUGCAGAGGUUCAGUGAACCCAUACAGGCCCCAUAAAUCGUCUGCUGGCGGCGAUGUAUCAGGGAUCUCGUCGACUGGGAAAUCUGUGUCAUGCCCCAGGUUGUGGGUUACCAAGCCAGGAAAAACACUUUGACCGUAACUUAGCAAUGCGUCGCCUGAAAGCUUCAAAUGUGGUUGCAAAAAAGCACUUAGACGAUACGUCUCAUCCAUAUCAAGCGAAGUCUCGGGUGCUCUGUCAGCUGAAGGGGAUCCUUUCGGCCACGUUCCGGACUGGGCUCCUCGGAUACUUUUGGGAGGGUGGGCGGAUUUCGAGUGAUUGACGAUAGGAUAAACACUUUGAUCUUGUAGUUCUGUUGGAGCAAAUUGUGACUGCCGAAGUUCAGAGAGCUGGACGAUCAUAGUUGGACCGUUUGUU
This is a messenger RNA of Verticillium dahliae VdLs.17, 1109 nucleotides long. RefSeq lists its product as uncharacterized. The record is from RefSeq and is a predicted model, not a curated record. The transcript is spliced from 2 exons. The coding region runs from base 37 to 711 and encodes 224 amino acids. Lineage: Eukaryota; Fungi; Ascomycota; Sordariomycetes; Glomerellales; Plectosphaerellaceae.